UCAUCUUUCCAUCUGUACCGUGAGCGUGCUAGCCUAGGACGCUGACCCCAGCUCUGGGUGCCCACACUUGCUGCUCACUGCUUGCUGCUUGCUGGCAAGGGACCCCCAGCUCCCCUGAGCCAUAGCUGGGGGUGCCCCAUAUGCAGUCCUUGGGUCGAAAGCCCCUGUGGCUGGCACUGUCAGCCUCCUGUCUCCUCCUCAUUCUUUUGGAGAUCUUCCCGCUUCUGCGCCCAGCAGUGCACCCCGGGCAUGGCCCGGGAUCCUCCCAUGGCCGGCCCCGCUGGCAGGAUGCUGAACUCUUGCAGAGUUUCUUCCAGCCCGAGGAACUCCUGGAAACCACCCUUCCACCUCAAGCCCCCACCGGAGGCAGCUGCUACCGGGGAGCCUGCUUUGAUGCCCACAAGUGCAGGGCAGAUGGGUUCAAGGUGUUUGCGUACCCAGCGGCGGGAUCCACCUCGGAGGCUCAUCGCAAGAUCCUGGCUUCCCUGGAGGUCUUGCCCUACCACACACGGAGCCCGGCCGAGGCCUGCCUUCUCCUUCUCCUCCCAGGCCCUGACGGGUGCAGCCAGGUGCCUCUGCAGUGGAAUGAGGGUAAGAACCACAUGGUUCUAACUCUCCACCCAGCCCCCUGCCCACGCAGCUUCCAGCUGGGACAGGCAAUGGUGGCGGAGGCCAGCCCCACAGUGGACACCUUUCGACCUGGCUUCGAUGUGGCCCUCCCACGCCUCCCUGAAGCCCACCCAUUGCGAGGUGGGGCUCCUGGGCAGCUGCGGCAGCACAGCCCCCACCCUGGGGCUGCCCUGUUAGCCCUGGCUGGGGAGAGGGGCAGGUGGUGCGCAGCAACGGCCAACUCCUCUGCCCGUUCCUGGAAUGGGAACUGUGAUCAGGACCCUGGAGGCGAGCAGAGCCAGCCUGGGGAGAUGCUGCCCAACGCCACCUUCUGCCUCAUCCCUGGCCAACUUCCUGACGCCUGGCGCUUUCUCCAAGCUCUACAGGCUGGCUGUAUCCCUGUGCUGCUCAGCCCACGCUGGGAGCUGCCCUUCUCUGAGGUCAUCGACUGGACGAAGGCAUCCAUCGUAGUGGAUGAAAGGCAAGCCCUACAGGUCCUGGCUGCCCUCCGGGAGAUGCCCCCUGCACGGGUCCUCGCCCUGCGGCAGCAGACCCAGUUUCUGUGGGCUGCCUACUUUGCCUCCGUGGAAAAGGUCAUGCACACAGCUCUGGAGAUUCUGCGGGCUCGCAUCUUUGGAGCUUCUGUGCAUGACUGGUUGCUGUGGAACAACCCUCCAGGGGCACUCUUGGCCCUGCCCACCUUUUCCAUGAACCCCCAGGACUUCCCCUUCUACCACCUGCAGCAGGGUUCCCGCCCUGAGAGCAGCUUCAGUGCCCUGAUCUGGGUUGGAUCCCUCAGCCAGCCACCCCUGAAGCUCAUUCACACAGUGGCAGAGUCCCAGCACUGCGCCCAGAUCUUGAUUCUCUGGAACAGUGCGAGGCCAUUGCCAACAAGGUGGCCAGACACAGCAGUGCCUGUGACCGUCAUUGAUGGGCUUAGGAAGGCCAGCGCCCGCUUCCUCCCGUACAGCACCAUCAGCACUGACGCUGUCCUCAGCCUGGAUGCCCAGAGCAGCCUCUCCACAAGUGAGGUGGACUUUGCCUUCGGGGUGUGGCAGAGCUUUCCAGAGCGGAUGGUGGGCUUUGUGACACACAGCCACUUCUGGAACGAAGCUGGGGGUGGCUGGAGCCACACUGCUGAGAGGGCUAAUGAGUUUUCCAUGGUUCUCACCACAGCCACCUUCUACCACCGGUACUACCACACCCUCUUCACUCACUCCCUGCCCGAGUCACUGAGGACCCUGGCAGAUGAGUCACCUGUGUGCCUGGACAUCCUGAUGAAUUUCCUAGUAGCAGCUGUCACCAAGCUGCCCCCGAUCAAAGUGCCCCAUGCCAGGUGGCACCAGGAAGCCGAGCUGUCGGCACCCGGGGGCUCAGGGCCUGGACCAGAGUCGCAGCCUUCAGCCCAGGACUGCAUCAACCAGGUGGUUGAGGGGUUCGGCUACAUGCCCCUGGUGUCAUCUCGCCUGCGGCUAGACCCGGUGCUGUUCAAAGACCCAGUGUCGGUGCAACGCAAGAAGUACCGCAGCCUGGAGAAGUCCUAGUGGGGCACCUGCCUGCAAGAAGGUGGAGAACCAACCCCGGGUGGCCAGGUAGCCAAGCCAAGCAUCAGAGCCGAGCCAGUCGAUCACAGCCGGGACGCCUACUCCCACGCUGACACCUGCUUGCAGCCUGGGUCCUUGACUGCUCCUACAGCCUUGUGUAACCCUCGCCCCCAUCCGCUGGGGGAGUCGGGCUCCUUGGCGCUCUUGCAGCCCUAGCAAACUCUAGACUGUCAGGUUCCAAAUGGCCAGAGAGCCCUGGAGGAUGGAUCCUGUCAGCUUCUCUCCAGCCUGGCAGGGGCACCGGCUGGCCACUAUCUGGGGAACUGGUAGAGAGAGAUGUUACCUGUGUGUUGGUCACAAAUGAGUCUGAGACAGGGUGCACCGAGACAAAAACUGGUUCCCCAGUCCUGGGACUGCUAGGCAUGGAGCGAGAGGCAGCUAUCCACAGGUGCCUGGGUGAAGCCAGCGAGGAAGCCAGUAGUGUAGGCGCUCCCGCCCUCCCUGCGCUACCGGACCGGGCCACUAGAGGCCAGCGCCGCGCCGCACUGCCUCCGCCUAGUA
Molecule: messenger RNA, 2714 nt
Organism: Ochotona princeps (American pika)
Lineage: Eukaryota; Metazoa; Chordata; Mammalia; Lagomorpha; Ochotonidae
Gene: EXTL1
Product: exostosin like glycosyltransferase 1
Exons: 11
Coding region: 141-2153 (670 amino acids)
Cellular component (GO): membrane
Molecular function (GO): glycosyltransferase activity
Source: RefSeq, a predicted model, not a curated record